ACAUUUGAUCAAUUAAAUCUAUUCAAUCCCAGCCAUAAGAAAGUUUAAAAUUUCUGUUGGCCUCAUUCUCUUGUGAAUGAUCAGGAAGAUAGUUUUGUAGGCAAGUCCCCAGAAGUUGUCUCAUAUGCUGUAAUGCAGUGACAUUCUAUCUGACAUGGGGGAAGACUUCAGCCUUGAACUAAAAACAAACAAACAAACAAAAAUGUGGAAUGUGUUAAGGUGAAGGGCCAAAGUGACAUACUGCCCUGGUAGGUGAGGGAAUCAAGAACCAGUUCUCUGCGACUGGAAAACUGCUUUUAAAAUAACCUUUCUGUAUCCAGAAACUAAGCUGACUGGUCAGCUCCUUUUCUCCGAGCAAACACUAACCACCAAAACGUUUCUAAGUUGUGGAAAAGGCUUUCUGACGAGGUUGGGGAGUCCGUGUGAACCGAGUUAUGGGCGUUUAUGGGUUGCUCUGAAUUGGAAACUUCACUAUUACCGAGACGUGGCGGGGCCAAAGCAGAGCUCUCCAAUUCUACAAGCGCAAGCUGUGCUGGGGAGAUGUGGGGUUGUUAACCCCGACUCCUGGACUGAGAUGCCGAUAUGGCACAGUGUCCGGCUUUGGCCACCAGCUACCGUGCAAGCUACAGCCUCGCUCUCCCCAAGCAACCAAUCGUCCACUAACUGGCCACUCUACCGUCUGCACGUGGAAGUCGCUCUCACUCGGACAACUCGGGCCCCCGGCCCCCCGGCCUGGCUCAGGCUCCGCGGUCGCGGCCUCCCGGCGCCGGCUCUCGCGGCGGCGGGGCGCGGGCCAGCAGGUUCUCCCCUGCGCGGGUCUGCCGGGCUCCGCAGGAGCGGCCGCGCCGGGUGGGAGGGGACGGCUGCUUCCCCAUCUGCGGGGGCUGGUAACUGCGAGUGCUAUCAAAUAUACCAUGGGACUAUGAACGUGUUGCUGCCCUCUACUCGCCCUCCUCGACUGCAUUAUUCACUCCCGCCGCCACUUGAUGCACGCUUCCAAAUGACCCGGCAGCGCCGCCAGGCAGACGUCUGUGCCGGCCGCGGCCCUGGGAAGGACGUGGUUCAGACGCGAGCUCCGCACAUUCUAGGACCUAACCUGAGAGCGCGCGCGCGUGCGUUAAAGACUGGAAGCCCCAUUUCUCAAAUCCUCUGGAGCAAGCUUCUAGUAGGAGCCUCGACUUUCAGCGCUCCCCCAUCGGUCCUUUCCGUGGCCGGGGAAAACCGAGGGACACCUGGGGCUGAGGAGGAACGCACGAGCCUUCGCAGACCCGGCGAUCCUUCUCGGUCUUAUGGGUCCUGCGGGACGGGUUAGCCUUGACCUACGUCGCUCGCGUUAGUAAGCGGGGGCUCGGCCGGCGGGCCGGCGGGCGUUCCCCGGGCCCGGGAGGAGCUGCGCCCCCACCGGCCCUCGCGCGCCGCCCCGUUUCCCGCGCUCUCCGCCCCGCAUCUCGGUGCCGAUCCGUCUGGGGCCCGCUAGGCCUGCAGCGCCCGGCGCGGCCCCGCCCCGGCCCCGAGAAGGAAGGUGAAGGGCCUUCCGCCGAGGGACAGGCGGUGCGGGCCGAGUGAGUCGAAGCCAGGCUCCCCGGGGCCGCCUGCAGGCCCAGGCUUUCCAGGCCGCCCUUCCCCACGGGCCUGGCGGGCCUGGCGGGCCUGGCGGGCCUCGGGGCUUCUCCGAGGCGCGCGCGGGCGGGCGGCUGGCAGGCCAAGCCCCCCCCCCUCCCCCCCAACUCUAGGCUCAAAUGUCCAAGUGACGUUGGUAACCGCUCGUUCCUCCGCGCGAGCGCACAGCGUGGCCAGCUUGGUUUGUCCUCCAGUGCGCCGCGUGUAGAGACGCGAGCUCCGGAGAGCCCUGGGAGUGGUGGGAGGCGUGCACCCUCCCGGAGACCUGGUCCGUGGUCACCCCGGUGCUUCAGAUAUGGAAAGUUCGGGAACCGAGCUCCUGCCAACCAGGCAGCGGAGGGCAGCCCCCAGGCUGGCCAGCCCGACUUGGAAAGCCCAGGUGGCGAAGGUAGGAGCAUAGGCUCCAAAGCGGCCUGCUUUUCCGGUGGCCAGAUACUUAGCAGGACCUUCCUUCCUACCGGUGGGAAAACUUCGGAACUCUCUCAGGCUCCCUCAGUCUUUGUUUCAGGCGAAGACUGACACCAGGGACUAAAGAAAGGUGUGCUUUUAUCACUAAGAGGAAAGUUGGAGGUAGUAGCAAGGCCUAUGGCGCACAUUCAUCAAUAGCCUCUUUUACAUUUUCUUGUUAUGGGGUGCUUGGCUCAAUCAGAAGAACCUGCCACUCUUGAUCUCCAGGUGGUGGGUUCGAGCCCCACGUUGGGUGUAGAGAUUACUAAAACAAUAAAUAAAUAAACUUAAAAAAAUGUA
Herpailurus yagouaroundi (jaguarundi) is the source of this 2367-nucleotide messenger RNA. RefSeq lists its product as uncharacterized. Lineage: Eukaryota; Metazoa; Chordata; Mammalia; Carnivora; Felidae. The transcript has 2 exons. Bases 575 to 1312 code for a protein of 245 amino acids. The record is from RefSeq and is a predicted model, not a curated record.